Suncus etruscus (white-toothed pygmy shrew) is the source of this 907-nucleotide messenger RNA. RefSeq names its product tetraspanin 13 (gene TSPAN13). Lineage: Eukaryota; Metazoa; Chordata; Mammalia; Eulipotyphla; Soricidae. Gene Ontology annotation, cellular component: membrane. Bases 196 to 810 code for a protein of 204 amino acids. The transcript has 6 exons. The record is from RefSeq and is a predicted model, not a curated record.
UUCCCGACAAGGUCCGGGUGUCCGAGCUCUGCGAUCGCCGUGCUGCACCGCGCCGCACCCCUGCUUUUGCUGUUCUGCUACCCCGCCUGGGCCAGCGCCCCCCAAAAUCUGCCCCCCCCAAAAAAGCAAGCUCGAUUCAAGAAGGCUGACCUAGCCAGAUUCCCCUGCGGCCGCCGGGAUCCGCAGGCGCCCAAGAUGGUUUGCGGGGGCUUCGCGUGCUCCAAGAACUGCCUGUGCGCGCUCAAUCUGCUCUACACCUUGGUCAGCCUGCUGCUGAUUGGAAUUGCUGCCUGGGGUAUUGGCUUUGGGCUGAUAUCCAGCCUCCGGGUUGUUGGCGUUGUCAUUGCAGUGGGCAUCUUCUUAUUCCUCAUUGCACUCGUCGGGCUGAUUGGAGCCGUGAAGCACCAUCAAGUGUUGCUGUUUUUUUACAUGAUUAUUCUCUUGCUUGUAUUUAUUGUUCAGUUUUCUGUAUCUUGUGCUUGUUUGGCCCUGAAUGAGGAACAACAGGGUCAACUUCUGGAGGUUGGGUGGAACAACACGGCGAGUGCUCGAGAUGACCUCCAGAGAAAUUUAAAUUGCUGCGGCUUUAGAAGUUUCAACUCAAAUGAUACCUGCCUGGCUAGUUGUUACAAAAGCAGCCAGCAGUGCUCGCCUUGUGCUCCCAUCAUAGGAAAAUAUGCUGGAGAAGUUUUGAGAUUUGUUGGUGGCAUCGGCCUCUUCUUCAGUUUCACGGAGAUCCUGGGUGUUUGGCUGACCUAUAGAUACAGGAACCAGAAAGAUCCUCGUGCUAAUCCUAGCGCAUUCCUCUGAUGAACAAACAAGGAAAAUCUUUCCUAUUUCAACCUUGUUCACUUUCUUUGACUUUUAAGUUAAACUAAUUUGGCUGUGGGGAAACAGUGUCUGGAAA